Mycena citricolor is the source of this 2676-nucleotide messenger RNA. The record is from the annotation of a GenBank genome assembly. Lineage: Eukaryota; Fungi; Basidiomycota; Agaricomycetes; Agaricales; Mycenaceae.
AUGGUACUACGGCCUCUGAUCCUGCGCCCGCAGUUGACCAUGCAUAUUAAGCCUAAACCCGAUGCAGAGGAGUUCAAGGCUUCUUCGUUUGACUCCCAUCUCUCCACUCUCUCUUCUGGCUCGAUGGUCGAAAUCAAGCGAGCAGAGGACCUCAGCCUACCAGGCAUGAGCCCAGAAGACAAUCGAUUUAGGUUGCUGUAUAGCAAGUCCAAGGUCUAUGUCAAUCCAACCGCCUAUGCUCGUGACAACAUACCUGGCUUCGUAGUUCUUGUGAAGCGUGAGGCCGUAAACCCCACGUAUCUGCUUGCUUGGAUUCCGGAGUCUCUGUUGGAUGAGAAGGGAACUGCAGAGUGGGAUAAGUUCACGAAAGUCGAAGAGAGCUCCUUCCUUGAGGAUGACGAUGAUGACAUUGUUCUGAUCGACCUUCCGACCUCUCGACCGGAGUCGUAUGCUUUCUCCGUGCCACUGACCUCAAUAUAUUCGCUUAUCGUUCAACCCCCGACAUUGUCAUCCUGGUACGGCUCCAUUGGAAUAAAUCUGAUCAACGGAGACACCCUCCCUACGCUCCACUUUCACGACGAUGAAUCCCGGUCGUUCACCCUUCCGCCUCCAAUCUCCAACCGCAACAGUACCACCUCAUAUCCGCCAUCGCCUGCAUCAUCUCCGACUACCAGUCCAAGAGCAAGUAAUUCUUGGGGAGGAGAACAUCUUCUCUCCAAGUUACGGUCGUACGCUUACAUCUUACGCUCCACGCUCCAACCUUCGUUGUUCCUCGUUGACCCAUCUCGCUCCGAUAUCGAGGCACAUUCUACACAGCUCUUUGCAGAUGAAGCAGUGGAUGAGAUUCUGGGAGAGUCCCCAUAUGUGAACUCUCAUUCGCCCAUCCCCAUCCACCGACGACCUCGUCCACUGUCGUCUGCGACGCCGGGCUCCGGCUCCGCUGCGUAUCCCCAUCGGGCGUCGGUGCUCCAUCGGUCACUGGCAUCCACCUCAUCGAGUUCCCAGUCGUCGUCUCAAGCGCGCGCUGCCCUCAUGCAGUCGUUCUCGAACAUCACUCGUGCUACGAGACAUGCUGCGCAGAACAUAUUGUCACACCCUCUGGCCAAGCCCAUCGUUCCCCAUCUACCGGACCCCGUCCGCAGCCUGGUCAACGCGAACGGUGAAUCGACAUGGAGAAGCUGGGUUGACAAGAGUGGUGUCGGAGAAUUCGAGAGUGCGCGAGUGUAUCUUGCGCGCUGGGCAAGGAUUGUGGCCGAAGAAGGGGAACGAGCGAGACGAAGGGAAGCGCAGGCUUUGCCUCCGUCCUCUGUCGCAGAGGAAUCCUCAUCAUUAGGCGUGUUCGAGCUCUUGCACUCGACUGCUAAUCUUCCGACUCCGAAAUCGUCUCGAGUGCCAGAGCAUCCCGUCAACGAAGCAAUGUGGUCGAGUUGGUUUGCUGAUGAUGGGACGCCAACUGUUCGGUUGGAGCACAUGCGAAGAGAGGUGUUCCGGCGAGGGAUCGACCCUAGUGGCACUCUUCGGCAGCGCAUCUGGCCGUUCUUGCUGGAUGUUCUCGAAUGGGAUUCGACCGAUGCAUCCAGAGCCGAAGCAUGGGACAAAAAGAGGAAACUAUAUCAUGCUACCAAGAACGAAUGGUGCGGUGUUCCCGAGGUCUUCGACCGCGCGGACACGCUUGAGGAACGUCAUCGUAUCGAUGUAGAUUGUCGCCGGACAGAUCGGAACCAGCCCUUGUUUGCAUCGCCCAAAGCGACAGGCGCUGUGGAUGACGAAAAGGACCGCAGCAUGCGCUACUCUACGAUCUCUCCCCAAACGGCCGACAUAGGAGCCCAAUCACCUACAAACGAACACAUUGACCGACUCUCAGGUAUCCUGUUGACAUACAACUUCUACGAAAAAGAGCUGGGAUAUGUCCAGGGCAUGUCAGACAUGUGUGCUCCCUUGUACGUGGUGAUGGGGACUGAUGAAGAGAUGACAUUCUGGUGCUUUGUCGAAUUCAUGAACCGCACGAAGCAAAACUUCCUUCGCGAUCAGAGUGGCAUGAAAAAACAUCUGUUGACUCUGCAGCAGUUGAUCGAGGUUAUGGAUCCCGAACUUUAUCGACACCUAGAAAAAACGGACGGACUGAAUCUGUUUUUCUGCUUCCGAUGGGUUCUCAUCGCCUUCAAGCGCGAAUUCUCUUUUGACGAUGUGCUUCGUUUGUGGGAAGUGCUUUGGACGGACUAUUACAGCAACAAUUUCCUCCUUUUUGUGGCGCUGGCUGUCCUGGAAUCACAUCGCGAUGUUAUUUUGCGAUAUUUGGUAGAGGCAAGUCGUCUGGCCUCUGCAUUGGCGUUCCAUCUAACAUCAACUUCUAGUUCGAUGAGAUACUCAAGGUCAGCGGUUGAUUGGAUUGCCCGCAUCAACUCUAACACAGCACAGUACUGUAAUGAGCUGAGUAUGACCAUCGAGCUGGAUUCGACGCUCGCGCAAGCCGAGGUCCUCUUCCUUUCGUUCGCGCAACUUGUCGCUGAUAUCGAUCGGCGGCGAGUGGAACAGUCUGGUACCAGCGAUGGAUUGCGCCGACGUAAUGUGGGUGCAGCGCCUGCCGGCUCAGAGCCUCCUGCCGAGAACAAGUUGCUGAACCUACCUGCUCUUUCGGAGAAUCUGCGAGAGUUACUCAACGCAGGACGAGAGUAG